Messenger RNA from Biomphalaria glabrata, 674 nucleotides. Its product is annotated as histone H1-delta-like. Gene Ontology annotation, biological process: negative regulation of DNA recombination; chromosome condensation; nucleosome assembly. The coding region runs from base 19 to 405 and encodes 128 amino acids. The record is from RefSeq and is a predicted model, not a curated record. Gene Ontology annotation, molecular function: nucleosomal DNA binding; double-stranded DNA binding; structural constituent of chromatin. Gene Ontology annotation, cellular component: nucleus; nucleosome. NCBI's taxonomy places the organism in Eukaryota, Metazoa, Mollusca, Gastropoda, Planorbidae. The transcript has a single exon.
CACACAUUUACAUUCAAUAUGGCAGAUAAUGAUGUCUCUAUUAAACCGGAUCCCGAUGCAGUCUACUUGUCAUCAGAAGACAAAGCCACAGCUACUCCUAAACCAUCAGCAUCACAUCCUCAAUACAAGCAUAUGAUUAAAGACGCCAUUGUUGCAUUGAAAAAACGCGGAGGAUCUUCUCGUCAAGCUAUAUUAAAAUUCAUUGUUUCCAACUAUAAUGUCGGUGACAACCCAACUGUCAUUAACGCUCACCUGAAGUCCGCUCUUAAAGCUGGUGUAAAGGCUGGAACCUUGAAACAAUCUAAGGGUACUGGCGCUGCUGGUUCCUUCCGUCUUGGUGAGAAGGCCAAAAAGAAAUGUAAGGAUAAGAAAAAUGAAAUGCCUAAAAAGUGCUGCUUUUGUUAAAUCCAAGUACAAAAAGUGACAUUUGAGAAACGAAUACCAGUAAGCAGCCACCACAAUUACACAAUAUGGCAGUGAAAACUCAGCCACCAAAAGCCUAAACUAUGGUGUCCGCAGCUUCAAGCAGAAAUUCUUGCUUCUCAUUGAGAAAUAAAUUAUAAGGUCCUUUUUAGGGCCACAAUCUUUUCACGAAGAUUUUGUCCAUGACUAUUUAUAACUAACCACGGUAGACUGGGUAACAAUAUCGGCCCGGGAAUUACAAUAUCACUCGG